Messenger RNA from Oxyura jamaicensis (ruddy duck), 345 nucleotides. It is a transcript of the gene RPL38, whose product is annotated as ribosomal protein L38. The record is from RefSeq and is a predicted model, not a curated record. Lineage: Eukaryota; Metazoa; Chordata; Aves; Anseriformes; Anatidae. The transcript has 3 exons. Gene Ontology annotation, cellular component: cytosolic large ribosomal subunit; ribosome. Gene Ontology annotation, molecular function: structural constituent of ribosome. The annotation marks the transcript as partial. Gene Ontology annotation, biological process: protein-RNA complex assembly; translation.
UCCUGGCCCCCGGUGGGUUUGGGGGUGGGUGCUGUGGUCAGGGCACGAGCUCUCGUCUGCGCGCUGAGUUUGUGCUUCACGUUUCAGCCUCGCAAGAUUGAGGAGAUCAAGGACUUCCUGCUGACAGCCAGGAGGAAGGACGCCAAGUCCGUCAAGAUCAAGAAGAACAAGGACAAUGUGAAGUUCAAGGUGCGCUGCAGCCGGUACCUGUACACGCUGGUCAUCACGGACAAGGAGAAGGCCGAGAAGCUGAAGCAGUCCCUGCCCCCAGGUUUGGCCGUGAAGGAGCUGAAAUGACCCGUUUGAGAUUCCUCCACGUUUCUUACAAUAAAAAUUAAACCGGUU